This is a messenger RNA of Vitis riparia (riverbank grape), 1616 nucleotides long. RefSeq names its product mitochondrial phosphate carrier protein 3, mitochondrial-like. The transcript has 6 exons. Gene Ontology annotation, molecular function: phosphate transmembrane transporter activity. Gene Ontology annotation, biological process: mitochondrial phosphate ion transmembrane transport. The record is from RefSeq and is a predicted model, not a curated record. Gene Ontology annotation, cellular component: mitochondrial inner membrane. NCBI's taxonomy places the organism in Eukaryota, Viridiplantae, Streptophyta, Magnoliopsida, Vitales, Vitaceae. Bases 179 to 1279 code for a protein of 366 amino acids.
GAACUCUCCUUCGGGAACGCAGACAUUUUCGACCGCGGACGCGAGAUCCAGAUUUUCUCGCGUCCAAACACUCCUUUUUAACCACCACCGAUCCCUCUGUUUCCCUGUCUGAAAUCGGCCCCCCUUCUUCCUUCUCGAAGAAUCCAAUCAGCGAAUUGUAACCCUAUACAUAGCUCCAAUGGCCUUCAUCGAAAACUCUCGCCAGUCACUCGUUCCGAGCUUCCUCUACACAACGCCGGUUUCGAAGAAGCUCUUUGAUGUGGACACUUUGGUGCGCGGGAACCCUACCUUGCCUACGGCGUCGUCGAAUGGAGGAGCGUCCAAGAGUUUCAUGAUUCCGGCUCCGAGCGAGCCGGGGAAGAUCGCGAUGUUCUCACCGGCUUAUUACGCCGCGUGUACCGCCGGAGGGACCCUUUGCUGUGGUCUCACUCACAUGGCCGUUACUCCUCUCGAUCUCGUCAAGUGUAAUAUGCAGAUUGACCCUACAAAGUACAAGAGCAUCUCUUCUGGAUUUGGAGUAUUACUCAAGGAGCAGGGAGUUAAAGGCUUCUUCAGGGGUUGGGUACCAACCCUGCUUGGUUACAGUGCUCAGGGAGCCUGCAAGUAUGGGUUCUACGAGUUCUUUAAGAAAUACUACUCAGAUAUUGCUGGUCCUGAGUAUGCAACCAAGUACAAGACAUUGAUUUAUCUUGCUGGGUCUGCAUCUGCUGAAUUUAUUGCUGAUGUUGCCCUAUGUCCCAUGGAGGCUGUGAAGGUUCGUGUCCAAACUCAGCCUGGUUUUGCCAGAGGAUUGUCGGAUGGUCUUCCUAAGUUUGUCAAGUCUGAAGGUGCUCUUGGGUUGUACAAGGGUCUUGUUCCUCUAUGGGGACGACAGAUUCCAUAUACAAUGAUGAAGUUUGCAUCCUUUGAGACUAUUGUGGAGAUGUCAUAUAAGUAUGCCAUUCCAACCCCCAAGGAACAGUGCAGCAAAUCUUUUCAGCUUGGGGUGAGCUUUGCUGGUGGAUAUGUGGCUGGUAUAUUAUGUGCUAUCGUGUCACACCCUGCUGACAACCUGGUCUCUUUUCUGAACAAUGCCAAGGGGGCGACUGUGGGUGAUGCUGUGAAGAAUCUAGGACUGUGGGGUCUCUUCACCCGUGGUCUUCCUCUUCGUAUAGUCAUGAUUGGAACCCUUACAGGAGUCCAAUGGGGUAUCUACGAUGCUUUCAAAGUUUUUGUUGGGCUGCCAACAACUGGAGGUGUUACUCCUGCUCCUGCUGCCACUGUUCCUGCAAAGGUGUGAAAUUGAGCCGAUGAUCUAUCAUUAAACACAAUUUUUAUGUUGAAUUUGAGAAGGGAAUUUACUUUUGGCGGAUCAAUAAUAUGGGGGUUGCAUGGAUGGAUGCUAUAAAUGGCAUCACUGGGGAUGGGUGCUGUAUUCUAUUCAAGACAGACAGUAUCUUUGCAUCAUUCUCAUUUUUGUAGCUAUUUUUUAUUUUUGAGGGGAUGGUUUUGUUUACAUCCUCGAAACCUCUAGGAACUUGAGGUGAAGUUGCAACUUGAAUCUUAGGUGAUGCUAUAAUCUUGGUUUUCCCACUCAGAGGAAUUCCCAAUAAAAUAACUACAGGUUUUUGUGAUCU